Molecule: messenger RNA, 1988 nt
Organism: Paramecium octaurelia
Lineage: Eukaryota; Ciliophora; Oligohymenophorea; Peniculida; Parameciidae
Source: the annotation of a GenBank genome assembly
AUGAGAAGUGUCAGGAGUGCUAAUUCUAAAAGACCUUUGUCUACCAUUCCUAAGACCCAAUCCCAGGUCCUGGAAAUACCCAUGCCUCCCUCAGCCAGAAAGAUCGUGCCGAGCAUGCACAACCUUCUUGAAACCUUGUAUACAAAGAAAUGUGAAGAAUUGAGGAUUCAUUUACAACCAGACCAAAUGGGGAGAUUUCAAGAGAAGGUCUUGAGCCAAUACUCAGGACACACCAUUGAUUUAUCGGAGCUAUCCUUACCUGCCAAUUGCACACCCCUAAUCAAUAAAGUUGUUAAGAAUGUCCCCUUUGUUGUUCUUUCACAAAAUCCCCUUUAUGACGGGGUCAGAAAUCUGUAACUCCCUAUGGUUAGUUUGACCUUGUGUAAUUGCGGAAUCGGCCCCAGGGGUUUUGCAGUUCUUUUCCAAACUCUUUCAAUAAAUCAAACACUCUACCAUCUCAAUAUUGGUAAUCCUUUCUCUAAUGAGAGGAAUAGACUUGGAUUAGCAUUAAAUCAAUUGGCAGAGGCAUUGAAGAAGAAUAGAAUUUUGGCAAUCUUAGACAUAAGUGGUUGUGGAAUCUAUGAUUUAAGAAAAUUGAACAGUGCUUUUGCAGAAAACAGGAAUCUUUUGCACAUAAAUGUUUCUGAUAAUGAACUCAAAGACACGUUGAUUUUGCCAUCAUAUCUUGAGAGAUUGGAAGCCCAAAAUAACAUGUUUGGAUAAUAGGUAGUUUAAAUAUGCGAAUAAUUGAGACAAGGCUCUGAUUCUGUUCAUGCCAGAGAAAUCAAUCUCAAAAGAAAUAAAUUGACGAUUAAUCAACUAUUUGCUAUUCUAGAACAAAUUGAAAGAAAUACUCAUCUAAAUAAAUUAAUAUUAGAUGAAAAUACAUUCAUUAGCGAAAACAAUAUUUGCAUAUGCAAUUAUCUUGUCUACAACAAUCAUCUGGAAUACCUUUCAUUAAGGAAUUGUUCAUUGACCUAGAACUUUAUAGAGCAAUUGGCAUCUGGAUUAUGUAGAAAUGGAAGUUUGAAGACUUUGGACAUCAGUAAGAAUAUCAUCGGAGAUCAAGGGGUUUUAGCAUUGGUACAAGGCUUCUAGGGUUCAUGCAAUCUGAAAAGUAUUAUCAUGAAAAGGUGUGGUAUGACUGAUCUCAGUGGCUUAGAAUUAUUUAAAAUAUUUCUUAAAUCCAACAUUUAGGAGUUUGAUUUCUCAAAUAAUCUCAUGGGAGACUAAACUGCAAUGUAUGCGAUUUAAUUGAUUAAGAAGAAUAAGGAUAUCAUCAAAAUGAACUUUAAAAAAAACCUCAAUUCUUAUGAGACAAACAAUUAAAUUGAAAAACUGCUGCUUGAGAACAUUUAGGAUCGGAAGAGAAAUGUCAUUCCUCACCUGCGGCAUAAGGUUUAAGGAAUGACCAAUUAUAGAGAAUAAUAGGAUUAUGUUGACAAGAGAAAGGAACAGCUUUUUGUCAAGAAGGUUCAGGCUGAAAAGGAUUUUAAGUUUGCUUAAUCUCAAGUAGUUUUAUGUUAAUAGGGAGCCAAGGAACGUACUUAAACUGUGGAGGAGAGAAUGAUUAAAUUGAGAGAGGAAGCGUAACAAUUGACGAUAUAGUAAUUGAAUUUGGAUAAAUUUCUUUGGAAUUAAAUUGCUGUGAUUGAGGAUGAGUAGAAAGUAUAUACUGAUUAAUUAAAGAAUGAGAAUGCUUUAGUUGUAAAUUUAAACAAACAAAUUUAAGACUCUUAAGUAUAAAUUCUUAUCAUAUAAAGAGUAAAUAAAAAUCUAUUGUCUAAUUCUACAAAUAGCAAAUGGAAAAUCUUAAAUUGUAAGAGGGAAUUCAAAAAAGAAAAUUAGAUUAAUAAUAACAAGAAUACAAUAGUAUUUUAUCAUAAUUAGAAUUUUGUAAAAAAAUAACAGAAAAUAAUUAUAAAAAAAUGAUAACAUUAAUUCAUUAUCUAUUUUUACAUCCAAUAGGUUCACACUAAUUUAAAUGA